AUGGAUUCUGCAGCGAAAAAAACACAUAAACACGAUGAAGGAGCUAUCACCCGCUGCAUGGAGUUGGUCCUCUCUAAGAAAAAGUCACUGUACGCAGCAUGCAAAGCUUAUGGCAUCCCUCAGUCUACCGUUCGUUACCGACUUAGUGGCAAGUGGACCAGAAAAGCCCGGAAACGGCCACCUACUGUUCUAACAGGAGACGAAGAACAGAAACUCGUGCAAUAUUUGAAAACGAUGGAGAAGAAAGGAUUUCCGGUAGUUAAGGAAUUACUUCUGCAUAAAGUGAAGACAUUCUUCGGAACGAAUUCUCGACCCAAUCCGUUCACGAACAAUGUCCCAGGUCGAAAAUGGCUGGAAGGAUUCCUUCGCCGGCAUCGUGAAAUCACUUUCCGCACGCCAGAAACUGUGUCUUCCGCAAGUUCUAAAGAAAAAGAGGCAGACAUUCGCGGAUGGUUCACGAACGUAACAUCAUAUCUCGAGGAAAUCAACCUUAUGUCAGCCGCAUCGGAUGCAAGCCGCAUACACAACGGCGAUGAAACGUCAUUCUACCUACACCCACAAACGAAAGCCGUGCUAGCUAGCCGUGGCACUAAGAAUGUGUAUGAAUGCGAGCAUGCAGACGGGCACAAAAACAACAGUAAUGUUUACCUUCGGAGCAGACGGAUCAGUUGUACCUCCAGGAGUUGUUCUUCCUAUGCAGCGCCUAUCUGUGGAAGUAUUGCAGAAGUUCCCCGGAGAGUGGGUAUUGGCAAAAGUGCAAAGGGGUGGAUGGAUACUGCCAACUUUAUGCUAUACAUCAGGAACGUUUUCUACCCUCAUCUUCAAAGGAAAAAAGUGCAGUUCCCAGUGCUGUAUUUCGUGGAUGGUCACUCUUCACACACGACUGCGGAGGUGGCCGAUCUGUGCUUGGAUUUGGGUAUUGUGCUGAUUGCUUUAUAUCCAAACAAUACGAGAAUAACUCAGCCAGCAGACGUCGCCAUUUUUAAACCAUUGAAAAGUGCCUGGAAGACUGCCGUAUCGGGGUGGUGGCUGGAAAAUGGAGGUGAAAAUCUAUUGCUGUAA
Molecule: messenger RNA, 1062 nt
Organism: Wyeomyia smithii (pitcher-plant mosquito)
Lineage: Eukaryota; Metazoa; Arthropoda; Insecta; Diptera; Culicidae
Exons: 2
Coding region: 1-1062 (353 amino acids)
Cellular component (GO): nucleus
Molecular function (GO): DNA binding
Source: RefSeq, a predicted model, not a curated record